Carassius carassius (crucian carp) is the source of this 3983-nucleotide messenger RNA. RefSeq names its product alpha-mannosidase 2-like. The transcript is spliced from 22 exons. The coding region runs from base 339 to 3797 and encodes 1152 amino acids. The record is from RefSeq and is a predicted model, not a curated record. Gene Ontology annotation, cellular component: Golgi membrane. NCBI's taxonomy places the organism in Eukaryota, Metazoa, Chordata, Actinopteri, Cypriniformes, Cyprinidae. Gene Ontology annotation, molecular function: carbohydrate binding; alpha-mannosidase activity. Gene Ontology annotation, biological process: mannose metabolic process; N-glycan processing; protein deglycosylation.
UUCUCUGUCUGUAGCCCAGUAAGCGCUGCAGGAAGGGGGCAGGGUUGGCGCUUUUCCUUUGCCUGUUUUACCAUCACAAUUUGCUGAAUCACACAAACUGUUCCGCAUUGUCAAAACUUUGUAGACAGAUCGCAGUGGAUUUCAGUCCGUGGACACACAGCGCGACAUUCCCCCGCCGUCAGCUAGAGAAGGUGUCUGUCCCCUUCCGCACAACUCUUCAUGGCGAAAACACCUUUCUUUUUCACUUCUGCCUUCUGUCACCUACAGGAGCACCGCUCGCGAGUCACAUGCUUUUAAAAGUUUGCCUUUCAUGUGAAUGUACAGGACUCAUCUGAGAUAUGAAGCUCAGCAGACAGUUCACAGUUUUUGGCAGUGCCAUAUUCUGUGUUGUGGUAUUUUCAUUGUACCUGAUGUUGGAUCACAUAGAUCAUAGCAAAAACCCAAAUGGAGAGAUAAUUCAAAAGGGUCAGCUUGGUAUUCUGCAGGACAAAAUAGACCACUUAGAAAGACUACUUGCAGAGAACAAUGAGAUCAUUGCCAACAUCAGAGACUCUGUAAUUAACCUGAGGGACACUGUGAAAGAUGGGAAAAUGUUUCCUGAAGGGAACAUGAGUCAGGGGAACUGGGAAUUGCUGCCCCCUGCUCCUGCGCUGCUCCCUAUCCACUCAGAGGACUGCCAGUUUGCAGCACAGACCUACUCCAAGGCAGCGGAUGGAGUACAGAUGCUGGAUGUUUAUGAUUUACUCCGCUUUGAUAACCCUGAUGGUGGAGUAUGGAAACAAGGCUUUGAUAUCUCUUAUCAGGACGAUGAAUGGGACAAUGAGCCACUCCAAGUAUUUGUUGUGCCCCAUUCACAUAAUGACCCUGGCUGGCUGAAGACAUUCGAUGACUACUAUAAAGACCAAACGCAACACAUUCUCAACAACAUGGUGGUGAAAUUGCAUGAAGACAGACGGCGAAAAAUGAUCUGGUCUGAGAUCUCGUAUUUUUCCAAAUGGUGGGACAACAUCGAUGAGCAGAAACGAGAUGCUGUCAGGAGGCUGAUAGAGAGCGGUCAGCUGGAAGUGGCUACAGGAGGCUGGGUGAUGCCUGACGAAGCCAACACUCACUACUUUGCAUUGAUAGAUCAGUUAGUUGAAGGUCACCAGUGGUUGGAGAGAAAUUUGGGAGUGAAACCCAAGACUGGCUGGGCUGUGGAUCCAUUCGGUCACUCUCCUACCCAGGCUUACCUGCUGAGACAAGCCGGUCUAUCUAACAUGCUGAUCCAGAGAGUCCACUACUCAGUGAAAAAACACUUCGCCUCUCAGAAGACCCUGGAGUUCUUCUGGAGACAGAACUGGGAUCAGGACUCAAGUUCAGAUAUUUUGUGUCACAUGAUGCCAUUUUACAGCUACGAUGUUCCUCAUACAUGUGGUCCUGACCCAAAAAUCUGCUGCCAGUUUGACUUUAAAAGGCUGCCGGGAGGAAGAAUCGGCUGUCCAUGGAGAGUUCCUCCUCAGGCUAUCACAGAUAACAAUGUACAGGAGAGAGCUCAGACGCUAUUGGACCAGUACAGGAAGAAAUCCAAACUUUUUCGGACCAAUGUGCUGCUGGCACCACUUGGAGAUGAUUUCCGUUACACUGAAGCUGUUGAAUGGGACCAACAGUUUGAAAACUACCAGAAACUCUUUGACUACAUGAAUUCUCACCCUGAGCUUCAUGUCCAGGCCCAAUUUGGAACUAUUUCAGAUUAUUUCGAGGCCUUGCGUAAAAGCACUGGCAUGGAUCCGGUUGGCAUGAAUGUCGGCCAGUUGGCUUUGCCUGUGGUAAGUGGAGACUUUUUCACUUAUGCGGAUCGAGACGAUCACUACUGGAGCGGAUACUUCACCUCACGGCCGUUCUACAAACGACUGGACAGAGUGCUGGAAUCACACCUCAGGGCAGCUGAGGUCCUCUACUCUCUGACCUUGGCCAACAUUCAGAAGUACGGCCAGCCUAAAAAUUACCCUGCAGUGGAUAAUUACAAGUUAAUGACAGAAGCCAGACGCAAUCUAGGUCUCUUUCAACAUCAUGAUGCCAUCACGGGCACGGGCAAAGACUGGGUGGUUGUGGACUAUGGAACCAGGUUGUUUCACUCAAUUCUGAAUGUAAAGCGAGUGAUUGUGAGCUCAGCUCACUGGUUGGUGCUCAAGGACAAACAAACAUACUACCAUGAUCCUUCAAAUCCCGUCCUUCAGAUGGAUGAUGUCCAGCCAUCCCAGGAUACAUUACCUCGCAAAAUAAUUUUUGAAGUUCACGAAAAACCAAGGUUGUUGGUGGUCUUCAACCCGACAGAGCAAGCCAGGAUGUCCAUGGUCACAGUAUAUGUGACGAGUCCUAAAGUGCGCGUGCUGGAUGCUCUGGGUCAUGUGGUCCGUGCUCAAGUCAGCGCGGUGUGGAAUGAUGUCAGUCAUGCUGCUGCCGACGUCUUCCAGUUGUCGUUUGUGGCUCAAGCUGCUCCUCUGGGACUGAGCGUGUACCAGCUGAUGGAAGGAAUGGAGCCAAGGACAGAAGCUGCUAAGUACAUGUUUCUUCAGGAUGGCAUGCAGAUUUCAAACAUUGAACUGGAGCAUUUCCGACAGUUCUACCAACAAGAUGCGGCUUUUGUGCACAUUGAAAAUCUUCACCUGAAGCUCUCCGUCUCCACAGCUACAGGUCUUUUAGAGAAAAUGAAGUUGAAGGAGGAUGACUCGGAGCACCUGCUCAAGGUGGAGUUUGUUUGGUACGGCACCACCAGCAAUAAAGACAAGAGCGGCGCCUACCUGUUCCUGCCUGACAAAGAAGCAACAAUUUACUCUCCCUCUCAACCGCCGGUGGUUCGAGUCACUAAAGGGCCGCUGUUUUCUGAAGUCACCACUACCUUCACGCACAUCACACACACUCUCCGACUCUACAACAUCCAGGGUGUAGAGGGUCAGUCUGUUGAGAUCUAUAACACUGUAGAUAUAAGAGGCGAAACCAACCGUGAAAUUGCAAUGAGGAUAACCUCAGAUCUGAACAGCAAAGAUCGAUUCUUUACUGACCUCAAUGGCUACCAGGUGCAGCCCAGGAAAACCAUGGCUAAGCUCCCCCUGCAGGCAAACUUCUACCCCAUGACCAGCAUGGUCUACCUGCAGGACUCCAGCGCCAGACUCUCUCUGCUCACUGCACAGUCACUCGGAGCGGCCAGCCUUAAGAGUGGUCAGCUGGAGGUGAUCCUGGACCGCAGGCUCAAUCAGGAUGAUAAUCGAGGUUUAGGUCAGGGAGUGCUGGACAAUAAGAUCACUGCCAACUCCUUCCGCCUGCUGCUGGAGAAGAGGAGCUCUGCGGAGGAGGCCCAGAAUGAGGAGCAUGCACCAUAUAGCUAUCCGUCUAUAUUGAGUCACAUGUCGUUCAUGUACCUGAACCAUCCCUUCAUCUCAAUGGCAGUCAGUCAGCGCUCAGAAAACCCAUCCUUGACUGCCUACAGUCCUCUGAGUGCCUCCUUCCCCUGUGAGAUGCAUCUGGUUAACCUGCGUGCUAUCCAGUCAAAGGAGGAAGGGGGAGGUCCAUCCGAGCAAGCUGCUCUGAUACUGCACAGAAAAGGCUUUGACUGUGGCUUCUCCAAUCGGAACACUGCCCUACUGUGUUCCACCACACGUGGCAAGGUUCAUUUAGAGAAGCUCCUGACAGAUUUGAAGCUGAAAAGCAUCACUCCUGUAUCGCUGUCUCUGAUGCACACACUCAAUAGUGAUGCCGACCCCCAGGAGAUCAGCCUUAAACCCAUGGAAAUCAGGACUUACCGCCUGCAGCUGAGCUAAGCUGCAGUCACAUCAGCUCACGUCCUCCGUGUUUUACACUUGAGAGCCGUGAGGUUGUUGCCUUCAGCCAAGGACUCGGUAAACGAAUGUUGACAGAAACCUUCAGGUUCACUGCAAAGCGCAAUAUGAAAUCUCCAAGAUUUCCCAACCAGCUCUCUCAGGUUAUUUAACAUAACGUGACGCUUC